Messenger RNA from Penicillium griseofulvum, 6366 nucleotides. Its product is annotated as glutamate synthase (NADH). The record is from RefSeq and is a predicted model, not a curated record. The transcript has 6 exons. Gene Ontology annotation, molecular function: iron ion binding; flavin adenine dinucleotide binding; glutamate synthase (NADH) activity. Lineage: Eukaryota; Fungi; Ascomycota; Eurotiomycetes; Eurotiales; Aspergillaceae. The coding region runs from base 1 to 6366 and encodes 2121 amino acids.
AUGGGUCUUAACUUGGAGGAGCUUUAUGGCAAAGAUAUAAGUGAAGAACAGGCUCAUGAGUAUUCUCAGUACCAACCCAAAAAGGGUUAUGGCUGGGCCAAUGCUCUCCCAGAGCGGCAAGGUCUGUACGACCCUGAAUAUGAGAAGGAUGCCUGUGGUGUAGGCUUUGCAGCUCACAUCAAGGGAAAACCAAGCCACAAGAUUGUUAGCGAUGCCCGCAAUCUAUUGUGCAACAUGACCCACCGAGGAGCCGUUGGCUCUGAUGCACGCGAUGGUGACGGUGCUGGUGUGAUGACCAGUAUUCCACACAAGUUCUUCAUUAAGAAUUUUGCCCGCGAGGUGGGCGUGGAUCUCCCCCCAUUGGGACAAUAUGCUGUCGGCAACUUGUUCUUCAAGCCCGAUGAGGAGGCCCUCAAGCAAUCCAUAACAAGCUUUGAGGAACUGGCCACGACACUUGGCUUGCGCGUGCUUGGAUGGCGUGAAGUGCCACGGGAUUCAACUAUUCUUGGUCCCGCUGCACUAUCUCGAGAGCCCAUUAUUAUGCAGCCAUUUGUGGUCUUGAAAUCAGCAUAUGGUGAAGGCAACAAGCCGGAGAUCACGGACACGGAAAAGUUCGACGAGAGAACUUUUGAGCUUCAGCUGUACGUUCUACGGAAGCGUGCUACUCAUGUCAUCGGCCUCGGAAACUGGUUCUAUCUCUGCUCUCUCAGCAACCGGAACAUCGUCUACAAGGGUCAACUCUCUCCCGUUCAAGUGUACACGUACUACCAUGAUUUAGUGAACGUAGACUACGAGGGCCACUUUGCCUUGGUGCACUCUCGAUUCUCUACAAACACAUUCCCAUCUUGGGAUCGUGCCCAGCCCCUACGAUGGGCCGCCCACAACGGUGAAAUCAACACCCUACGAGGUAAUAAAAACUGGAUGCGUGCACGAGAGGGUGUCCUGCGGUCCGAGGUCUUCGGUGACGAGCUUGAUAAGCUUUACCCUAUUGUCGAGGAUGGUGGCUCCGACUCAGCUGCAUUUGAUAACGUGCUUGAACUGCUCAUGAUCAAUGGCGUUCUGUCUCUUCCCGAGGCAGUGAUGAUUAUGAUUCCGGAGGCCUGGCAAGACAACCCAGCCAUGGAUCCAGCCAAGUCCGCUUUCUACGAGUGGGCUGCCUGUCAGAUGGAACCUUGGGAUGGCCCAGCUCUUUUCACUUUCUCCGAUGGACGCUACUGCGGUGCUAACCUGGACCGUAACGGCCUCCGUCCCUGCCGUUUCUAUGUAAUGGACGAUGAUCGCAUCGUCUGUGCUUCCGAGGUCGGCGCUAUUGAUAUUGACCCCGAGAGGGUUGUCCAAAAGGGCCGCUUGCAGCCUGGAAAGAUGCUGCUGGUUGAUACCGUCGCUGGUCGGAUCAUUGAUGAUGCCGAGCUCAAGCAGACUGUUGCCCGCCGCCAGGACUUUGCCGGCUGGUUGGACAAGGGGCUUCUGAAGCUCUCUACUAUCAACCAGACGCUACUUGACUCCAACGUUGAUCUUUCUUUUGCCUUGGAUAGUAACACAAUCCAGAAUGACCCUCGCCUCCGCGCAUUCGGGUACUCCUUUGAACAAGUCAGCUUGAUUCUUGGCCCCAUGGCCGCAGACUCCAAGGAAGCUUUGGGCUCUAUGGGUAAUGAUGCACCUCUCGCGUGUAUUGCUCAACAGCCUCGCCUACUCUACGAGUACUUCCGCCAGCUCUUUGCUCAGGUCACCAACCCUCCCAUUGACCCUAUCAGAGAGGCUGUGGUUAUGUCCCUCGAAUGUUACGUCGGCCCCCAGGGAAACCUGCUGGAAAUGGACCCUUCGCAAUGUCACCGUCUGCGUUUGCCUUCUCCCAUCCUGAGCAUUCCCGAGUUCAAUGCUUUGAAGAAUGUCAAUAUAGCCCACAAGGAUUGGACUGUGCGAACCAUCGAUAUCACAUUCGAAAAGAGCAAGGGCACUGCUGGUUAUAUUGAAGCGCUCGAUUCCAUCUGCGAUGGUGCCACUGAAGCUAUUCAGAAUGGCGAUAAGGUCAUCAUUCUCUCCGACCGGGCUACAUCCGCCGACCGUGUUGCAGUCUCUGCCUUGUUGGCCACCGGUCUGGUGCACCACCAUCUCGUCCGAAACAAGUGGAGAUCGCUUGCCGCCCUGGCAGUUGAAACUGCCGAGGCUCGCGAGGUUCACCACCACUGUGUUCUGCUAGGAUAUGGUGCCGAUGCCAUUAACCCUUACCUGGCUCUGGAAUGUAUUCUUAAGAUGAACCGAGAGAAGUUGAUCCGCAAGGACAUCUCCGAUGAGAAGGUUAUUGAGAACUAUCAGUCAUCCUGUGACGGUGGUAUCCUCAAGGUUAUGAGUAAGAUGGGUAUCUCUACUCUCCAGUCCUACAAGGGUGCCCAGAUUUUCGAAGCCCUUGGCAUUGACGACAGCGUUAUUGAUCGCUGCUUCUCUGGUACUGCCAGUCGCAUCCGUGGUAUCACAUUUGAUCUGAUUGCCCAGGAUGCUUUCGCCUUCCACGAGCGCGGUUACCCUUCGCGUCCCAUUGUCGAAGUUCCCGGUCUGCCCGAAUCCGGUGAGUACCACUGGCGUGAUGGAGGAGAGGCCCAUAUCAACGACCCCACCAGCAUUGCCAACGUACAGGAUGCUGUUCGCACCAAAAACGACAAGUCCUACGAGGCCUAUGCAAAGUCUGCACAUGAGCAGAUCAAGAACUGUACUUUGCGUGGCAUGCUGGACUUCGAUUUCGACCAGAGGACCCCUAUUCCCAUUGAUCAGGUUGAGCCUUGGACCGAAAUUGUCCGCCGCUUCGUGACCGGUGCCAUGUCUUAUGGAUCCAUCUCUAUGGAAUCACACUCCACGAUUGCCAUUGCCAUGAACCGCUUGGGCGGCAAGUCCAACACUGGUGAGGGUGGUGAAGAUGCCGAGCGUAGCAAGAGAAUGGAGAACGGCGACACGAUGCGGUCUGCCAUCAAGCAGAUUGCUUCCGGUCGUUUCGGCGUUACGUCCAACUACCUAGCGGACGCCGACGAGCUGCAGAUCAAGAUGGCCCAGGGUGCGAAGCCCGGCGAGGGUGGUGAAUUACCCGGCCACAAGGUCGUCGGUCCCAUUGCUCGCACUCGGUUUUCCACCCCUGGAGUCGGUCUAAUCUCCCCGCCUCCGCACCAUGACAUCUACUCUAUUGAAGAUCUGAAGCAGCUUAUCUAUGAUCUUAAGUGCUCUAAUCCCCGAUCUCGUGUCUCUGUGAAGCUCGUAUCUGAGGUUGGUGUUGGUAUUGUCGCCUCUGGUGUGGCCAAGGCUAAGGCCGAUCACAUCUUGAUCUCUGGCCAUGAUGGUGGCACCGGUGCCUCGCGCUGGACCGGUAUCAAGUAUGCCGGUCUUCCUUGGGAAUUGGGUCUCGCAGAGACCCAUCAAACUCUGGUUUUGAACGAUCUUCGUGGUCGUGUUGUGGUUCAGACUGAUGGCCAAAUUCGUACCGGCCGUGAUCUUGCCAUCGCCUGUCUGCUUGGAGCGGAAGAAUACGGGUUUGCCACGACUCCUUUGAUCGCAUUAGGAUGCAUUAUGAUGAGAAAAUGCCACCUGAAUACCUGUCCUGUUGGUAUUGCGACCCAGGAUCCCGAACUGAGGCAGAAAUUCAAGGGUACACCCGAGCAUGUUAUCAACUUCUUCUACUAUGUCGCCAAUGAGAUGCGUGCUAUCAUGGCUAAGCUGGGUAUUCGUUCGGUCAACGAGAUGGUCGGGCGUGCCGAGCUGCUUAAGAUCCGGGACGAUAUUCGUAAUGUCAAGCAGGAACGAAUUGACCUGUCACUCAUCCUGACCCCCGCUCACUCGCUUCGCCCUGGAGUCGCUACCUACAAUGUUCGCAAGCAGGACCACCGCCUUCACACCCGCUUGGACAAUAAGUUGAUUGCUGAAUCGGAACUCGCUCUUGAGAAGGGUCUACCCUGCCGAAUUGAGUGUGAUAUAGUUAACACCGACCGUGCUCUGGGUGCUACUCUCUCCUAUCAGAUCAGUAGACGUUAUGGCGAAGCUGGUCUUCCUCAGGAUACCAUCCAUGCGAACAUCAAGGGCUCUGCUGGCCAAUCCUUUGGUGCCUUCCUCGCCCCCGGUGUCACCCUUGAGCUUGAGGGUGAUGCCAACGACUAUGUCGGCAAGGGUCUCUCUGGUGGCCGUCUCAUCGUCUACCCCCCGCGAGGAGCCGCUUUCAAGGCCGAAGAAAACGUCAUCGUCGGUAACACUUGUCUUUACGGUGCUACCCGCGGAACUUGCUACUUCCGUGGCAUGGCUGCUGAGCGUUUUGCUGUCCGUAACUCUGGUGCCACUGUUGUCGUCGAGGGUGUCGGUGACCACGGAUGUGAGUACAUGACCGGUGGCCGCGUACUCAACCUCGGACCCACUGGCCGCAACUUCGCCGCUGGUAUGUCUGGUGGUAUUGCCUACGUUCUGGAUAAGAACCAGGACUUCCAUUCCAAGGUCAACUUGGAAAUGGUUGAAAUCUCCAGUAUCGAAGACCCGUCGGAGAUUGCCUUUGUCCGUGGGUUGGUUGAAGAUCAUCACCAUUACACUGGCUCUGAGUUGGCUGCUCGCAUCCUGCUCGACUUCACUCGUGCUCUCCCUCACUUCGUCAAAGUUCUGCCAACUGACUACAAGCGUGUCAUGGAGGAAGAGGCUGCCAAGGCAGAGGCUGCAAAGAAGGCCGAAUUUACUCUUCCUCAGCUUCCUAGCACCCCAGUUAAAACCGAGAAGGUGAAAGUCGAUGAUACCAAGAAGACCGACUUGCUGGAUAUUGAAGACAGCAUCAGCGACUCGAAGACUGAAAAGAAGCGCUCUGCAUUGAUCUUGGACAAAACAAGAGGUUUCAUGAAGUACAGCCGCCGCAGUGAGAAGUAUCGCAACGCGACAACCCGUACUCGCGACUGGGGCGAGAUCUCCCAUCGUCUCAGCGAGGACGAGCUCAAGUACCAGUCUGCCCGUUGUAUGGAUUGUGGUGUUCCAUUCUGUCAGUCCGAUACUGGCUGCCCCAUUUCCAACAUCAUUCCUAAGUGGAACGAGUUGGUUUUCCAGAACCAAUGGCAGGAUGCUUUGAACCGUCUCCUUAUGACCAACAACUUCCCCGAGUUCACCGGUCGUGUCUGUCCUGCGCCUUGCGAAGGAUCCUGUGUUCUAGGAAUUAACGAAGACCCCGUCGGUAUCAAAUCCAUCGAGUGCGCGAUUAUUGAUCGUGGAUUUGAGAUGGGCUGGAUGGUUCCCUGUCCUCCCAAGACCCGCUCUGGCAAGACCAUUGCUAUCAUCGGCUCUGGCCCUGCUGGUUUGGCCGCUGCCGACCAGCUUAACCACGCUGGCCACAGCGUCACUGUCUAUGAGCGUGCCGACCGAAUGGGUGGUCUUCUCAUGUACGGUAUCCCUAACAUGAAGCUCGACAAGAAGGUUGUCCAGCGCCGUAUCGACCUCAUGGCCGCUGAAGGUAUCAAGUUCGUUGCGAACACUGCUGUUGGUCCUGACUGCGAGGUUUCUCUGCAGUCCCUUCGUGCCGCAAAUGAUGCUGUCAUCGUUGCCACUGGUGCCACUGUUGCGCGUGAUCUCAAGGUCACUGGUCGUGAACUGGAUGGCGUGCACUUUGCCAUGCAGUUCUUGCAUAAGAACACCAAGUCCCUCCUCGACUCCGGUCUUUCGGAUGAUGCAUACAUCUCUGCUAAGGACAAGCAUGUUGUCGUCAUUGGUGGUGGUGAUACCGGCAACGAUUGUAUCGGUACAUCUGUCCGCCAUGGUGCCAAGUCGGUGACCAACUUCGAGUUAUUGCCCCAGCCUCCCCCAGAGCGUGCCCGUGACAAUCCCUGGCCUCAGUGGCCCCGUAUCUACCGCGUCGACUAUGGUCACACCGAGGUCAAGACGCACAUGGGCAAGGACCCACGUGAGUACUGUGUCAUGUCGACAGAGUUUGUUGACGAUGGCAACAACCACGUCAAGGGCAUUAACACUGUCCGGGUUGAGUGGACUAAGAGCGCUACUGGCGGCUGGGACAUGAAAACCGUCGAGGGUAGCGAGCAAUUCUUCCCCGCCGACCUUGUCCUCCUCUCUAUGGGAUUCUUGGGACCUGAGGAGCGUGUCUUUGGUGAGGAUAUUGAGCUUGACCCUCGUAAGAACGUUAAGACUCCUCCCGGUCACUACUCUACCAACAUCCCCGGUGUCUAUGCGGCCGGUGACUGUCGCCGUGGACAGUCUUUGAUUGUCUGGGGUAUCAACGAAGGUCGCCAGUGUGCUCGCGAAGUGGAUUCUUUCCUCAGCGGAACCAGCUCCCAACUUCCAGUCACCGGUGGUAUCGUCCGUCGUCCUGCCAUCGACUCCGUUCCCCAACCCACUGAGGUUGCUGCUUAG